Vicia villosa (hairy vetch) is the source of this 905-nucleotide messenger RNA. Its product is annotated as protein S40-4-like. NCBI's taxonomy places the organism in Eukaryota, Viridiplantae, Streptophyta, Magnoliopsida, Fabales, Fabaceae. The coding region runs from base 214 to 705 and encodes 163 amino acids. The transcript has a single exon. The record is from RefSeq and is a predicted model, not a curated record.
UUUUUUAAAACUACAAGAAUAAAGAAAAACUUCACUCCUUUAUAAAAGCAAGACAAAGGUGUGUCUUUGUGGAAUCACCAUUAACACCAACGUAAGAGAAACAAGAAGAAAAAAAGAAAAACCAUUGACAACAUACAUACAUACCCAUCUAAUAAAUCAGAAUAAACUUCCACUGAUCAGAAUAAGCAUUGAAUUCUAAAUUCCAAAACCAACAUGGCAAGCAAUUACUUCGCAAAAAGAAACCACCAGCACCACUUUCUUUCAGUUUCAACUGACAGAGACUCUUCCUUAUCGUUAACAAUGGAUUCAGAUUCAGUGUUUGAAUUCCAUGAAUCAGACAUUUACAAUUCCAAUCAUGAUGACUCGGCGGAGUUUGGCAAAUCUCUCCAUGGCUCUCGCUCGGUCAAGAAACAGUCUUCGUCGAAGACAAAGGACGCUGGAGGAACUCCAGCGUCCGUGCCAGUAAACAUCCCCGAUUGGUCGAAGAUUCUCGGGGAUGAAUAUGCAAAUAGUUACAUGAAGAGAUAUGGCAUGGAAGAGGAGAGAGAGGAUGAAGAUGAAAGUGGGUGGUUACCACCGCAUGAGUUUUUGGCGAGGAAGAGAGUGGCUUCUUUGUCAGUACAGGAGGGUGUUGGAAGGACUCUUAAGGGAAGAGAUCUUAGUAGGCUUAGAAAUGCUAUUUGGGCAAAAACUGGGUUCCAAUAAUUUCACUGUUUUUUGUUUGUUUCGUUUUGUUCUACUGUAUUGCAGGUGUAUUUUUGUUUUGUUUUGAUACAUGUGUGUGUAUGAGAUUAUUAUAUACGAGGUUUCAGUUAUUAAUUCGAAACCCGGUGUUUCUAAUGUACACAAGGAUUUCUUCAACAUUAUUGUGAGUAUUUUUGUUUUGGAAGAAAGUUAUUAGAUCA